Messenger RNA from Gadus morhua (Atlantic cod), 3450 nucleotides. It is a transcript of the gene snx9b, whose product is annotated as sorting nexin 9b. The transcript has 20 exons. Lineage: Eukaryota; Metazoa; Chordata; Actinopteri; Gadiformes; Gadidae. The coding region runs from base 340 to 2217 and encodes 625 amino acids. Gene Ontology annotation, cellular component: cytoplasmic vesicle; plasma membrane. Gene Ontology annotation, molecular function: phosphatidylinositol binding; protein binding. Gene Ontology annotation, biological process: mitotic cytokinesis; plasma membrane tubulation; endosomal transport. The record is from RefSeq and is a predicted model, not a curated record.
GGAGAGGGGGGAGUCGGGGGCAUUGGCUCUGUCUGGACCGAGGAUAGCUUUCCGGUUUCGCUCACUCGAUUUAGUCGGAUCGCUCCGCGGUUACGUUGCGGCAAAACAACGCAGUGUGCGCCUCACCCGUCAGGAUACUUCCACCGUGGGUCGGUUCCGAGGUUAACGGCUUAUCGGUGCUUAAUAACGUGUUGUAAUAAGUGGGGUGACUGGCUCUGCUGGACGAGGAACCACCUCGUUGUUUUCGCCCCGUUUGAAAGCAGCGGGGAAAUGUCCAGCUGAGGAUUUGAAAUCUUGAAGCCCUAGGCCCGCUUGUAAUGAGUGAUCAACGCAUCGACAAUGGCGAAUAAGGUGCAGGUUUUGUAUGACUUCAGUGCUGAGCCCGGAAACAACGAACUGUCCGUCAGAGAAGGCGAAACUGUCACUGUCACAAAUCAGAACAUUGGCGGGGGAUGGAUCGAGGCUCAGAACUCCAGGGGGGAGGUGGGCCUGGUGCCAGAAGACUACCUAGAGUUGAGCAAGCCCUCGCCGCUGACUGGAGCCGGCACCACCACAGCGCCCCCCAGUGUCGGGAAUGUGGCCGCGGCUCCGCCUCCUGACCUCUCCUUCUUCGAUGCCUUUGCCCCGGCGUCAACACCUGCACAAAGCCAGGUCGAUGCUGGGGAGUUAAGUCCCCAGCCGGACACCCCCGACACCCCCUACCUCCCCCACGAGCAGACCAGCAACGGCGGCGGAGACCCCUGGUCCGCGUGGAACACCGACGCCACGGGGGGGGCCUCCAACAACUGGGCGUCCAAGCCGGAGGGCACGCAGACGGGGAGGAGUGCGGCGCCGGACCCCUGGGGGGCGCAGAGUCACCCCCAGGCGUACCAGGGCCCCGACAUCUAUCCAUAUCCUUACCUGAUUGAGACAGGAGCAGAGGAAGACGAGUGGGACGAUGAGUGGGACGACGUCAAAUCAUCGGGUUACGCCGAGUCGGAGUCCGGAGAGGGCGGGGCUUUUCAAAGGGGCGGAGCUCAGGGCACCGCCAUGAAAAUCUCCCUCAACAAAUUCCCUGGAUUCUCCAAGUCAGGGCCGGAGCUUUACCUCCUAGCCAAGCAGCUGGUCAAGGGAUCACAGAAGCUAUCCAUCUAUAUGGGCGAGGUGGGCCCGGUGUGGUCCUACCCGGACAACCAGCUGGACUGUGUGGUGGCCGACCCCAAGAAGGGCUCCAAGAUGUACGGCCUGAAGAGCUACAUCGAGUACCAAGUCACGCCCAACACAACCAACAGGCCCGUCAAUCACCGCUACAAGCACUUUGAUUGGCUGUACGAGAGGCUGCUGGACAAACUCGGCUCAGCCAUCCCCAUCCCCUCCUUGCCGGACAAGCAGGUCACAGGGCGGUUCGAGGAGGAGUUCAUCAAGAUGCGCAUGGAGCGUCUGCAGGGCUGGAUGACCCGGAUGUGCCGGCACCCCGUGGUCUCCAGCAGCGAAGUCUUCCAGCUCUUCCUGACCUACAAGGACGAGAAGGACUGGAAGACGGGGAAGAGAAAAGCGGAGAAGGACGAGACAGUGGGGGUGAUGAUCUUCGCCACCAUAGAGCCCGAGGCCCCUGACCUGGACCCCAUCGAAGUGGAGCAGAAGUGCGACCAGUUCAGCAGGUUUACUAAAGCGAUGGACGACGGGGUGAAGGAGAUCCUCACCGUGGGACAGGAGCACUGGAAGAGAUGCACAGGACCAUUACCUAAAGAGUACCAGAGGAUUGGCAAGGCCUUUCAGAACCUCUCCUCGGUCUUCAACAGCAGCGGAUACCAAGGAGAGGCAACGCUGACAGACGCCAUGACAGCGGCGGGCAAGACCUAUGAGGAGAUCGCCCUGAUGGUGGCGGAGCAGCCGAGGAAAGACCUCCACUUCCUCAUGGAGACCAACAAUGAAUACAAAGGUCUCCUGGGAUGCUUCCCGGACACCCUCGCAGUCCAUAAGGCGGGCAUAGAGAAGGUGAAGGAGGGGGACAAGCUGGUGGCGACCAGUAAGAUCACCCCCCAGGAGAAGGUCACUAUGGCGAAGCGCGUGAGCACCAUGUCGUACACAUUACAAGCCGAGAUGAACCACUUCCAUAGCAACCGUAUCUAUGACUACAACCGUGUCAUGCAGCUCUAUCUUGAGGAACAAGCCAAAUUUUACGAGACGAUUGCCGAGAAGUUGAGGCAAGCGCACGCCCAGUUCACCACCAUGUAGAGAACGGAAGCAUUUGGCCGAGGAUGAAGUCGGCUAAACGCCAAGCGACAUGUCUGUCUCUUUCUCAUUUUUUCUCUCUCUCUCUCUCUCUCUCUUCUGCUCUUUCGCUCCUCCCUCCUUUAGUUUCUAACCCUCUCUUUUGAACCCAGCGUCACAUGCUUUACGUGAAAGCACUUCCACACUACUUUUACCCCCCCGCGCCCGUGGUUCAAAGAAGUGUUGCCGCUGGGAAAUCGAUUUGGAAAGAGGACGUACGCUAUAUAAGCACAGCACUGCCUUAGUAUCUCAGCAUGUCAUUUCCCCUCUGGUCUGUGUUGUCAUUGCUCUGUGUUCUCACUAUCCGCUUAAUCACACUUGAGGGAUUCUACGUUUCCUCAUUUCUAGGAGGCCGCACACUUGAGAAAGAAGGACGGUAUGGAGAACGCGUGCGUGUGUGUUGGGGUUGUGGUACACACUAUUGGCUGUGCCUUACUCCUCCCUUGUACUUCACUUCCUCAUCCACUAACAGGAAGACCCGCCCCUUUUCUUUGAAUGUGCCUUCCCAUGGGAGCUCUGGGACGCUUGGCUGGUUCCCCCCCCCUCCCCCCCAAUGACCUCAACGUUUACUGUUUACUCUGGAAGAGCGGGAGUCCCACGACCUUCAAACAUACUAAUAAUACACUUUCACACCUUGAGAUGAUAAUGCACUUAACUUGAGGGGGUUACUCUGUCAUGCCUUGUUCGUAGAAGCCAAACGUCGGAGGAAACCUGUUGAAUCCCAGUGCCAAACCCAGUGGACAACCCCACUGCUUUUUAAAAUGGCCCUUUUGUGUGAGUGUGUGUGUGAGAGAGUGCGUGUGUGUGUGUGUGUUUUGUUUCUUAUAACCGAAAGCAAUUUGUUUUAAGCAAGCCCCUGAAGGUGUAGGAUGUGAUAUUUUGUUAAAGUUAAAAAAAUAAGACAAGAAUUUGAGCGUGGUGGGGAAGGGAGGGCUGGUUGGAGUUGGGUCUGAGCCAUGAGAUAUUUCUGCUUGCUUUUUUCACUGCUCAGUAUUCAAUCAAUUUCUUAUUUCAUUCUGUCAACACUUUUGUUUUCAUAUCACUUGAAAAAAUGCAAAUAUAUAUAUAUAUAUAAUAUAUAUUCUAUUUGAUCUGUCCUAUGCUUUUCGGGUCAUAUUGGAAUGGCCGUAUUACGUAUAUAUGGACGAGCAAAAAAUCCAGUUAUUGAUUUAUUAAACUGAUUUGUAUUUACUACGA